AAGAAAAAGAAUGAGAAGAAGAAGAAGAAGAAGAAGAAGAAGAAGAAGAAGAAGAAGAAGAAGAGAUAGGGUAGAAGUAAAACGUUCCCUUCAAACAGCAGCAGCAGCUCAGUUCCUGCUCUGGUCAGCAGUGGGCAGUGUCUCUGGUCUCUGUUUGGACUUGCUGCACAUCUGGACAACAGCAGCUGCUGUGAAAACACCACAGGGUGGUCCUACCUGUGGCCCCAGACCCUGAGGGCCCUCAGAGGCAUCAACAGGGACCAGAUCUGAGUGUUUGUCAGCUGCUCCGAUAUUUGAACUAAAAACAAGAGGAAAUAACCAACCUGUUCUGAGGCAUUCAGAAACAGGAAUAAAGAAAGUGGAAUACUGAACACUAGACAGCAGAGACACAUAGAGCCUGUGGCAAGGUAUACAGACCAUCACAGACCACAAACCCUCACCACGGGUCUGUGCCAAUGUGAAGAGGACAAUCUCCAUCAUCAACACCCGCAAGACUGCAGGUUUAGACAGCAUUCCUGCUCCUCUUUGCAGAGGAGUUCAAGAAGUCUUCACAGACAUCUUUAACACUUCCCUGAGCCAGGCUGUUCUUCCAGAACACUUCAAAAUCACCAUCAUGUACUCACAUAUGGCAGAAUGAAACAGCUCUAAUCUUGAAAUGUGACAUUAACGCAGAUCACAAACAUAAUACUUUGUAAAUACUAAAUACUUUCAAGGUUUGAUUCAAAGUUUAAUUUUGUCACUCUCACUCGAAAGGGUUAACCCCCCCCCACCCCUCUCUCCUGCCCUCUCUGUAACUGAACACCCUCACUCUCACCUGACCCCGCCCCCACCCCCCUGAUCAACCCCACUGCAGCAGCGCGCGCUCUCUGGGAACUUCCUUCAGUUUGUUCCGGAGCCGAGCGGGACGCACCAGGUCCGGAACCGGCUACACGGGGUCAGCUCAGGCCACAGAGACUCAAACUGCAGGAGCCUAUCGGAUCUUUACGCACCGCGUACGCGACUCCGGGCUCUGCCGGAUCCGCGAGGACCCGAGGUGACCGUGAGCCCAUCUGAUGGCACGGACUGCCUGAUAGACUCACUAGAACCCGGUCUGACCAUGGACCCCCCUCUGCUGACCCUCUUCUUCCUCCUCCUCCUCCUCCUCAUGAUGAUGAUGAAGGUGAGCGGAGCCGCUGUGAGGCCUCAGGUCUGUGAACUCCCCGUGUGUGUGUGUGUGUGUGUGUGUGAGAGAGAGAGAGAGAGAGAGCAUGAGAGCGUUGAUUUCUGAUUGGCUGAGGGCUGUGGAUGGUAAUAAUGACAGGCAGAAGCUUAUGAAAAUGUCUUUUCUUUAUUUUUUAACUCUGUGAAACUCUUCAGUCAUAGACUGGAUUGGCAUAUCUGUUUUUUACAUGUCAUGUUAAGAUGUUCACUUUAAGCUCUUAAAUGCUGAAUUCAAGGACGCAUGUAUAACAGGGUCAGAUGUGUUUUAAGAACUCAGCUCACCUCAGCUGACUCUCAGCCUGCAGACUGAUCAGGAUGUUCUGAACUCACAGAACACACACAUGGAGAAAACACUUGGGCCAGAAGUUAUUUAACCCUCUUUAGACUCAGAGCAGGUCCUCCUGCAGAGAUGAACUCAGACUCUGUUUCUAACUCCCGAUUAGAAUCAGCUGAUCUGAACACAUUAGCAUUCAGGCUGAUAGUGCACUCAUACACACAAGUGUACACACACACAAAACACAUUAAAGACCCAUUCCGAUGAAAAUCAUGUUUUUCUGUCUGUAUUUUCAUAUGGAGUUUUUCUAAUGCCUGAGGGCAUAUCAAAAGAAAACUAAGUGCAAAAAUUGCAUUUCUAAGUAUUUCUGCAUUUAAAUUCCUGUGAAACUCUGACUGAUUCAAACAGCAGGUUCAGACAUAGGGCUUUAUUUCAGGGCCUGCCGGCUGCGCGGUGGAGGGUGGCGCACCCCGCACAGUGGUAUUUUCACCUGGCAGAGCCCAGCGCACAGCCAGUUUGGUAUUUUGGUAGACUGAGGUGCAGCAAGGUCCGCCAAGCUGGGCGUGGUAGGGGUAGGUAGUGACAGAAUCAGCUGGCGCAGUGACAUUUUUGUGCCCGCUGGUGGUGUGGAAAGUGCGCUGAACGCUCGCUGAUUCAAACCUGGUCAGCUUUAAGCUUCCUUUGAAGGAGGUUAGGGCCUUCCUCUCUACCUCUUCCAUGUACAGGUUGGCCACUAUACAACCCAAAGUGUGAUCCAAUAUGUCCAUGUAGAUUCUCAUUCAUCCAGGUCAUGGUUUUCUUAAAGACUCCAAAAUCAGGCAACUGGACUGUGAAGCCUUGACUACAGAGUAACACAAUAAAGGAGCAGCACCUAGCCACUGGUUCACAUAUGUGGAUGACACCUGGGUUAAGAUCAAAACACAUGAAGUAGAGGCCUUCACUGACCAUAUCAAGACAAUGGACAGCAACAUCAAGUUCACCCGUGAAGAUGUCAAGGACAAUGUGUUGGCCUUUUUGGACUGUGCUGUACACUUGGAGGCAGAUGGGUGUCUCAACGUUGAAAUGUACAGGAAACCAACACACACGGAUCAGUAUGUACUUUUUGAUUCCCACCAUCCUCUACAGCACAAACUGGGUGUUACUUGAACACUCAACCACCGGGCUGAGAACAUUCCCACAAAGAAAGAAGGUAAGGAAAACGAACAGAAGCACAUCAAAAAUGCCCUGACAACCUGUGGAUACCCUAAGUGGGCCUUUGUGAAGAACAGAAAGAGAAAUAACACUGAACACGAAAGGGAGGAGAUACGCAAGAGCACUGUAAUCCCUUACAUUGCAGGCCUGUUGGAAAAACUCAAGAGGAUCUUUGGCAAACACCAUAUUCCUGUUCAUUUCAAGCCUGGCAACACACUAAGGCAGAAGCUAGUCCAUCCCAAGGACAAAACACCGAGACAUAAACAGAGUAAUGUGGUGUCUGCCGUCCAGUGCAGCGAGGAAUGCUCGGAUCUGUACAAUGGGGAAACUAAACAACUGCUUCACAAGCGCAUGGCUCAACACAGGAGAGCCACUUCCUCAGGUCAGGACUCAGCUGUCCACCUUCACUUAAAGGACAUGGGUCACUCUUUCGAGGACAGCAAUGUACAGAUGUUGGCUAGAGAAGACAGAUGGUUUGAAAGAGGAGUUAAAGAAGCCAUCUUUACCAGACAGGAGAAACAUUCUCUAAACAGAGGGGGUGGACUCAGGCACAAUCUCUCCGGCACUUACAAUGCAGUUCUCAGCUCUCUCCCCAGGAAAGUCCACAGACAUUCACACCUGGGACCACAUGACUCAGGUGGCAUGAGUCAUGUGGUCACAUGACAAGGGUCGUUAACGACCCUUUCACCGACCCAUUCUUUCCAACUCCUCCCAAUCGUUGGAUGUCCCCUUCUCCAGUAAGAUAAAUAUCUGCUCCUCCCACUAGCAAUAAUUAGAACUGAAGAAGCUUCUUGGAUAAGAGGGGAAAGGUCUUCUCAACUCUUCACAGUCCAGUUGCCUGAUUUUGGAGUCUUCAAGAAAACCAUGACCUGGAUGAAUGAGAAUCUACAUGGACAACAACAACCAAUAGUGCAACGCUCUGAGUCAGCAUAUACAUUUAGAUCUAAAUCGAUAUAUUCUGAUCUCUAUCUUAUCUGAGGAGCGCGUUUGGACACUCAACCUGACCGAAUUAACACAACUGAAACCGCAUUGAAUUAAAUAUCCAGUAAUAGAAAGUCACACAUGAUGAAGUCAACAAGAUAUUUGAUUCUUCCACCGCCCCCUUUCUCUCUUCCUUUUCUUUCUUGCGCAGCACGACUUGGACAUGUCUCUGUGUCCUCUCCCUGUCCUGCCACUGCUGCCGUGGCAAGGUUGACCAGAUGAUUUAUUUUAUUGAUCAGAUGAGCUAUUUACUUAAAAAAUAAUACAAACUGCCAUUCAAAAAACCCAUUUAUUUGAUGUUCUCACAUCCUUAAAAUUCUGUGAAUAUUCAAUCCGGAGUUAGGCUCACAUAAGAAUAUGUUAAGCGUCCUUUACUCACAGGUGGUUCCGAUUUUAAUGCCAUUAUUGGAAUUUGUUUAUGUUGUGAUCUGUGCGCACAACCCACCUUUGUCAUGUGGGGUUUAAAUGUAUGCAACUUGAUGUGAGUGUCUUUAUUUGUGGAAAAGGAUGCUUGUCUUACCAGUGGGAACCUCCCCACACACACCGAAUCCCUCUGUGCUUAUUUGACAGAGUGUGCAGGACGCCCUCCACAGCGCUUACUGCGACACUUGCUGAGGGGCUGCCUUCUGUUGCCAUCGUGUGGCAUUGCUGUCUUCAGACAUCUCUUAAUCUCUUCGACUAGUUCACAAAAUUUGUAAUACGCCUCACCGGUGGCAGAUUUCAAGGUGAGGAGAGGAGCUUAUUUGAUUGGUGAAAACAUGUCUCGGCUGUGUUAAACACACUCCACGCCUGCUCCCCUCCCUCUUUCUGACUAAGGUGCUGGGAGGAGCUGAGUUAGGGAGAGGGGAUACUUAUGCAGGGGGCCGCGCCACUCACCAAAAUACCAAAGUUCGCUUGGGCAUGCCUCAUUGGUGCGGUGGACCUGACUUAUGCCGCACCUACGCAACGCCGUCGGCAAGGCACGAAAAUAGAGGUUAUAGUGGGCUUCCCUACGCUAAAAAUCAGUGCGCCACCCCCGGAGCCUCGCUCUGCAGGCCAGACCCGGAGAGAAUCGAGGCAAUGCUGCUGCCACUUUGAGAGCUCUUCAAUAACUGAAGCUCUGAUCAGCUGUUUAACAUCAAGCUGCUCAUGUGUUUCAGUUUAAACACAACCAGACUAAAACACUCAGUCUCAGACUUAAACCAAGACUCACACUUGGUGCAGAUCCAAAAAUAAAAGUAUGCUUUUACUUCGCCACUACCAUUUUUACUAUGUUACUAUGACAGUUGAGACUCAGGGCUCUAUUUUCGUGUACGCUGGUGAGGGGAUGGAGGGUGGCGGACCCCGCGCAGUUGUAUUUUCUUGUGGCGGAGCCCGGCGUACGGCCAGUUUGGUAUUUUCGUGGACUGAGCCGCACGGAGGCGAGCCGAGAUCCGCCAAGCUGGUCGUGGUGGCGUGGCAGGGGGAGGUGUCGACAGAAUCAGCGGGCGCAGUGACAUUUUCGUGCUCGCCACCGUCGUGUAAAGUGCGCUGAAAGCUCGCCGAUUCAAACCUGGUCAGCUUUCAGCGCAUGGCGGAGCGCAGCUGGUCUAGUAGUAUUUUGGACCUGCGGCGUAUCGACAUACGUCACUGAUGCCUCACCGGCAGGUUUCCACAGUGUCAGGCACAUUUCAGUGCAAUAAAUAAUCAUCAACAACUAUUAAUCUGAGUCAGCACAUACAUUUAGAUCUAUAUAGAUAUAUUCUGAUCUAUAUCUGAUCUGAUGAGCGCGUUUGGCACGCGUUUGGACACACAACCUGACCGAAUCAACACAGCUGAAACCGCAUUAAAUUAAAUUAAAUAUCUAAGUAAAUAAACACACAUGAUGAAGUUAACAAGAUAUGUAAUUCGUCUCCCCCCUUUCUUUCUUCCUCUUCCUCUUAUUUCUCGCACAGCUCGACCUGGACACGUCUCCAUGUCCUCUGUCCGUUUUGCUGCUGCUGCAGCUGAACAGAUGAUUUGUUUCAGUGCUCAGAUGCGUAAUCUACCUUAAGCCUAUAUACGGAUAUUAUAAUAUUCAGUUUUGUGGGCCAAAUUUAUUUUAUAUGCCAACAUCUAUGAAAGAAAGAGCCAGACCACGGAGCGCAAUGCGUCAUUUACGCACAGAUGGUUCCAAUUUUAAUGCCAUUUUUGGAGUUUAUGUUGUGAUCUGUGCGCACAACCCACCUUUGUCACGUGAGGUUUGAAUAUAUGCAACUUUAUGUGAGUGUCUUUAUUUGUGGAAAAUGGUGUUUGUCUUACCAGUGGGUCCAACAUUACACACACCAAAUCCAUAUGAGAGAGUGUGAAGGACGCACAAUGCAGCUUACACUGACACUUGUUGAGGAGCUGCCCUCUGUCGCCAUCUUGUGGCAUUACUGUUUUAAGACAUCUCUUGAUCUCUUUGACUACUUCAUGAAAAUAGUAAUACGCCUCGCCUGUGGCGGAUUUAAAGGCAAGGAGAGGAGAUUAUGUGAUUGGUGAAAACAGGUCUCGGCUGUGUUAAACCCACUCUCCGCCCUAUCUCCUCCCUCGCUACAACUUAAGCUGCUGGGAGGAGCUGAGUUAGGGAGGGGGGAUACUUACGCCGGGCUGCGCGGGUCACCAAAAUACCAAAAUGUGCUUGGGAACGCCUUGUCAGCGUGGCGGAUCUGACUGACGCCGCGCUUGCGGCACGUGUCCGGCGAGGCACGAAAAUAGAGCCCUUUCAGUUUUUAGUCUGGGAUUGUGAAAUUGUUUGGUGGAAGCCCAGCAUUAGACCCAGACUCAGUCUCAGACUCAGUGUCACAAUCAGAUUUAGUCUCAGACUUAAAUCCAGUCUCAGAUUCAGUCCUAGAUUUCAGACCCAGACUCAGACAGAAAUUUGUGAGACGGUUUGUAUCAUAAAGACAGAGACAUGUUUGAAUAUAAAAAAAGACCACAGCUCUGACCCAAUACUGAACUGUUUUUAGCUUAUAAUGGACAGUACUCUUAUCGUAAAGGUCACAUUUGACAUUAGAACAGGAAGUAGCUAACCUGGUGAGACAGUAAGCAAACUGACUCCUGCUGAGGGUCAGAGAGAAACCUGGUACAGUUUUAGCUGGAGGAGCAGAGGAAAUUCACAUGAGGGUAACAGAUACCUGAAGGGGUGAGGACAGUGAGGAGAGUCCGCAUUAAAGGAGAGGCAGCGGAGCCUCACAUCUGGACUGAAUUAGAGCGCUGCCACGUGUCAAACUGCAACAGAAACAGCUUCUUCCUCUCUUGUCCAAUGAAUCACCCACAGAGCCCAGAUCAUGUUUCUGGUCUUCAUACUACAUUACCCAUGAUUCUUAGGACCACAGACCAAUCAUAUGACCAACUCAAACAUCCUCAUGGUUAACUUAUCCAUCAAAACCGCCUCUAAAUGCCUCUCAUUUUCAGCUGUGUGGUGGAGUAGGCUUUGCUGACAAUAACUCGAUUUUAUUUUUCUUUACAAGAGUUAUUAUUUUACUCUUACUUAUUAAAUAAUUGUUUUACUCAUACUAACAAGAGUGAUUACUAUACAUAGUUAGUUUGCUCUUAUUUAUUAGUUAUUAUUUUACUUAGUUAUUUUACUCUUAUGUACCAGAGUUAUUUUACUUUCUUUGCACAUAUUUACACAAGUUAUUAUUUUACUCUUAUUUUUCAUUACUAGUUAUUUUUUUAGUUAGUUUGCUCUUGGUUAUAGAGUUAUAAUUUUUAUCUUAUUUACUGGAGUUAUUAUUUUACCCUUAUUCACUAGAGUUCUUAUUAGGGCCUGAGCUGAGACUGCAAGCAGCGGGCGAGGGCCCUUUUGAAUUGCUUUUUAUUAUAUAUAUUAUUAUUGAUUAUUAUUUUUUUUUUUUGGCCCAUUCCACCUCUAUAGAUAAUCAUGCUCAGGGACUUCUUUGUAGGACUACAAAAUCUUGUAGGUAGGUAGAGCUCUCCAAGACCUUUCAUUAUACGUACUUGAACUUUUCUCUAAAAUGCAAGGGGAGGAACUACAACUUAUUUUUGGCCCAAACAUGUUACACAUUUUUUUCUCAUCCAUUUUUAAUUUGUUCAGUAAUGACUUCGUGUCAAUUUGAUGGUGAGAGCAUAAAUAUUUUUGUGAAAAAUAUCCAACCGGAAAUGGCGCAUUGUGCUCUAACCUCUAGGGGGCCCUAAAGUUAGUUGAGUUUUUUAAGGCAUUUGGGCAGUCUAACUCAGCUAUUGUUGCUUCAAAAAAUCUCAAACAAAUGCUCUUUUGGUGCAUUCAGGACCAAAUGUCUCAUCAUCCCAGAAUGUUUGUUUCUAAAAUAGUGCCCCUCAAGAGUCCAAAAUGUCCAAAGCAUCUCAAAAAGGCACAAACUCCUUGUAGUUGAUGGACAGUUGCAUUUUGUGGCACCUCGCCAAAGGGCAUUGGCCCUGGUGGCGCUGCAAUGUAGGACGUGUCCCCCGAAGCAUACAUUUGGUCAUAACUCUGUUAUAUGUAGUCCAAGCUCCACCAAAUUUUAGUUGUUUGAUAACAACAUAGACUAGUGCUGGGCGAUAUGGAAAAAAAUGUAUAUCACGAUAUGGAUCAUUUUAUAUCACGAUAACGAUAUAUAUCACGAUAUAGCUAUGGUAUGUUUUCAGUUCUAUGAAAAAUUUAAGUGAAUACAGCUGCACUAGUACAGUACCAGUACAAGACCAGCACUUAAAACUAGAAAAAUGAAUAAAUAAAUACGUGGCUGAAGUGCGUUCAUGUCUGUGCUCACCCAAAGUUAUGCAACACUCACAGAAAACGCCGAUAGUGUGAGCCAAAGCACUCCAUAAUAAUAAUAAUAAUAAUAAUAAUGAUAAAUUUAAUUUGUAAUGCCCUUUACAUUUACAAAAAAAUCUCAAAGUGCUACAGUACACAGUAAAAAAAGAGCAGCAACAAUAAAAAAAGCAAUAGAAUGACAGUCACAGAUUGGCAUAAAAAAAGAAUUUAAAAAAAUAAAAAAUAUAGAGUUGCAAUGUAAGAGGCAAGGUAGUAAAAGCAUAAAGCAUAGAGGAAAACUAACCAAAGGCUUUAUUAAAAAGGUAGGUCUUUGAAGAGGUUGUUCACACUGCUAGAUGUUUCUCCUCUAAAGCUGCUCUCUGCCUCUGUCGCUGUUUACUUUACUCUUGAAGCACGUAGCAAGACCCGAGCAUGAAUCCGAGCGCUUUAUUCGCCUAUCAGGGGCAGACAGGUAAGGUGAUUUGAUUCGCCACGACUCCAGAAAUGAUUGAAAAACUACAGAAUGUCACAAAAUUACGUUUUCUCGCUGCUGGCUUGAAGGGUACAAAUGCGCAGCCGCGCUCCCAGCUGACAGGAAGUCAAACCACUGUUGUAGUUCUUUUGUGUUGCUGGCGCGGUCAAGAGUGUUGGCUCUCACUGAGAGAUGACUACAAAAAUGGACGAACCUGUUCAUCUGGUUAUUUAACACGGCUGAAAAUGAUCAUCUUUUAAUGUUGUUCCCGCUCCUGCCCACUCCCGUUGCUUUUUUCCCGUCCCGUCCCGAUCAAGGGAUUAAUAAAAAAAUGACUCCCAUCCCGUGGGAUUCCCGCGGGAAUCACGUGACCCACGGGAAUUUCCGAAAAAUGUCAUCCUCUACAGGGAAGGUCCCGGAGCAGAUGAAACAGGUGCCGGAAUGGCUGAAAUAGGUCCCGGAUCCGAUCAAAAGAGGUCCCGGAUCGCGCUCCGACUUGCUCCGGCACAAAUUAAGCACUGCUUACAAUGAUCCCCUCACGUGUGUAACCCAGGUAACCCGCAACGGCGGGAGACGCUGGACACAAAGAGGGCACGUAAAGCGGCGUCAUGUCGCAAAAUCGAAAGAGAAACGCAAGCCUACAUGUCAACGCAUCCUCUUCUUUGUAAGAAAAUAUUGUUUUCUUUCCCGUUCGACACCAAAUACACUUACUGAAUGUGCAAUUAUUAUUGUUGUUGUUACUAUGAAUCAUCUGAUGGCACAAGCCCUAUGGAUAAAAUACAGCCUAUCGCCCGAAACGAUAAAAAUAAAAAUGGCACGAUAGACAUUUUCUAUCGUGCCCACGAUAUGUAUCGUCCGAUCGCCCAGCACUAACAUAGACUGUAUAUACUAUGGACAACUUGGUUCUGCCUACCGCCUGUAUACGGAUUUGAAGCCAAAUAGCUCUCGGUAUUUCCGGGAUUUUUCUUCAUUUCCUGAAACCAGCGCUGCGCAGUAGCAAUGCGCGCAUUCGGGCGUGCAGUCACAGAGAGUCGCUGUGAUGACGCUCGGCUCAAACAGCGUAUCCCUCGGGAGAGCUACGCAAUCCCUGAACGCCCAUAGGCUGUAUCAGGUGUCGAUCAUAGAAAACAUGAACCCCCUAAUAACUUUUAAAAAUGGAACUUCACAGAAAAAAGAGGACUUGAGCACAAACCAGUCUGACAGUAACUACAUGUCAACACCGCAAGCAGGGGGGAGAAACAUUUAUGUUCUGUGUAAUAAAUUUCUAAAGUUUGUCCACAGCUCCAUAAGCUUUGCUGGCGGAGGCGGGAUUAAUGACCUAUAUUGCAGCCCAUCAACAUAAGGUGCUGUUCUCGGAGUUGCUUCACCCAGCAGGGUGGCAGUCUAUGGUAGGCUGUAUUGGGAAAAAGGAAAAAGUGCCUAGAAAGGGAAUUUCGUUCCCCUUUAGUGGCGCAACAUAAACUGUGAUUCAUAAAAUAGCUCUAUUGAUAGUAAUUACUAAAAAAAAUAUCUACUCAUGCCGUCCUGUCGAUUUUUAGUAAUCAGUGUUUCGGUGUCGAACUAUUUCCUUUCUGCAGCGCAGUGAUACUUGCACAUGCGCAAUCGAAUAUGCAGAGGGGUGAAGAGAUUUUUGUCACGUGGACCAAUAGGAGCGGAGUCUCGUUGCCAUAGUAUCAGAAAAACACCAACACAAAAAAAGCCUUCAAAAGUGCAUAAAAAAGGAAUGAAACGAUGCUAUAUGCAUCUAUCAUCUGUCCAGAGUGAAGACGUUCUCGACUUUUCAAGGAUACGUUAGGAAACUUACAGAACUAGUAUUAGAAAGUGGCUUUCUCUACAGGGUGAGACAAAGGACCCCCGAGAAACAGCAGCACCAUAUAAUUGUUUUUUGGGUUACUCACAUAUAUGUCGAUUUCUGGUUGGUGACAAAAGUCUGACAGAUAGUCUGAGUAGAUAUUUUAACUCAAAGUCCAGAAUGGUAUUGUCUAUGCAAAAAUGCAUUAAACAAGUAGCACCAGCGUAGUGGAACGAAAUUCACUUUCUAGGCACUUUUUCCUUUGGCUCAAUACAGCUUAUGACCUCGAGCGAAGUUUCUUUCAUGGAGUUUCAGAUGCCCUGGACGUGGAUGCAUCGGCGAUGCUGGCUGAAGGGUUUGACUGACCCGCGACUGCAUCACGUUCUUGUUUCUCAAACGCCUUUUGCAAAUAAAUCGCUGGUAGCAUGUCAUGUGAAACCCAGCGUCAUCAGGAACAUUGUCAAAGUCGAUAUCAACGCAAUGUUUAUAAGUUUCUCGGGGGUCCUUCGUCUUACCCUGUAGAGAAAUCCACUUUCUAAUACUAGUUCUGUAAGUUUCCCAGCGUAUCCUUGUAAAGUCGAGAACGUCUUCACUCUGGACAGAUGAUAGAUGCAUAUAGCAUCGUUUCAUUCCUUUUUUAUGCACUUUUGAAGGCUGAUUUCUUUUUUCCUUUUCUUUUCUUCCUCUUUGCUUGUCUCGCUGCUAGAUGCGCUUGUCGCAAUAUUUGUGUUUUUCUGAUACUAUGGCAACGAGACUCGCCUGCUGUUGGUCCACAUGACAAAAAUCACCCCUUUGCAUAUUUGAUUGCGUGUGUGUAAGUAUCACUAUGCCGCAGAAAGGAAAUAGUUUGACACCGAAACACUGAUUACUAAAAAUCGACUGAUAAAGCUAUUUUAUGAAUCACAGUUUAUGUUGCCCCACUAAAGGGGAACGAACCAACACAAUCUCACUCAGCCGAUACAGCCUACGGAUAACAGUCCAGCUGCUGACGGUUUGACACCAAUCUUGCAUCGGUAUGUUUUAGCAACACCUGGUGGCAAAGGCAAACAUGUUUUGUUUUUUUUUAGUUAAUGGCCUGUAACUCCUUCUUUAUUGAUGCGAUGCAGCUGAGAUUGCUUCAAGACACUGCUGACGCAGCACCAAAGCUGCAAAAAAACAGCACCAUGUUUUGUUUUACUAUAUCUAUAAAAUAGCACUCUGGGAUAUUGCUCUAGGAAUGCACAGCCACAUGAAAUUUGUUACACAGAACAAGGGCGCUCCUCUUAUGGUUCCAAAGUCAAAAAUGGAGAUCCAACCAAACAUGGCUCCAUAGCGUCCCCUAGAAAAUUAAAAAAUUUACCCCCAACCCUGUGUGCCACCCACAGCUGUGAAUUCUUAAAGGCCUAUUAAGAAUCCCAAGACAAACAAAAAAGCUUCUUAGAUCCAUGGGCAACACCCAGCCUGAAGUAGGCUAAAGUGGUUUGAAAAUUUGGAUUUGGGGAUUUUCGCACACUAUUUAAGGUCUUUUCAAAAAUUAACUCUCCUAGGGAUUUAAUGCUAUGUAGCGAUUUGAAUUUGUAAUAAAUGUCCUAAGAUUAACAUGACAUUGAUUGACAUUGACAUUGAUGCACCUGUUGAAAGGGGCACCACCCACCUUUAAUGGCAGGAAAAUAAAGAAAAACAAAAGUUUAAUUCAGAAAUCAAACAUUAUGUCAAUCUUAAAUUAAUCAUUCUCAUAUAUCAAGCCAAAAUUCUCAUUUUAUGGACUGCACUUCUGGAAGAACACUAACAGAUAAGAACUUAGAAAAACAAUGAUCAAUUUAUUACAGGGUAAAUACUGAUCCAACACACAUGCAAUAAAUGAUAAGAUGAUGAGGAUAGAUAAUAACAGAUGAAUGAAAGAUUUUGAGUCAGGCUACGAUUACUGAAGUUAAUGAUAGUGAGUGAAUAUGCUCUAACAUAUUGACCUAUAUUAACUUUGGUGUCAAGAUAAACUUGGCUGUGGAUUUGGUUGAAUUUAGAAUUACCGGAAUUAGUGAUUAGUGAUUCAUUUAGUGAUUGAAUCAUGAACGCAUGAGACAGCGUCAGCCCUGUUUGGAGUGCAGCAAUGCAACAAUGCUUAUUUUGCCCUUAUUAACUAGUGUUAUUAUGUUACUUUUAUUUAAGAGAGUAUUUUUUUAUAUCAUUAGUUUGCUAUUAAUAAUCAAGUUAUUAUUUUACUCUUAUUUACUAGAAGUAUCAUUUUACUCUUAUGUACUAGAGUUGUUAUUUUACUCUUAUUUUCUCGUUAUGUUUUUGCUACCAUUUUCAAAAACAAUUAUUUUAUUCUUAUUGACCAAAGUUAUCAUUUUACUAGGAUAAGUAUUUUAUUAACUAGUAAUAAUUUAAUUAUUUUACUGUUAUUCAUGAGAAAUUUUGUUUAACUCUUUUUCUAGAGUUUUGAUUAUACUCCGAUUAAAGGUGGGGUAGGCAGGAAUCUGUGAAGGAAGCAUCUUUUUUGCGGUGUUUAUAAAAAAAAGCUUUUAAUAUCAGUCAAUAGCUAUUAGUUAUUGAUGACAUUUGGGAAUAUCACGAUAUCGCUGUGUUCUCUUAUGCCUGUGUAGUCGACAUUUUAAAUUUUGGGACGGCCCACUCUUUCUGACUGUAAACAAAGCCAUUCUCCAUCUCCCCAACCUGAUUGAUUGUGAGGCCUUUAUUUUUAGAGUUGUUUUACUCUUAUUUAUUAGAGUUAUUAUUUUUCACCUUUUUAUUGUAGUUAUUUUUUAACUCCUAUUUACUAGAGUUAUUAUUUUUCCCUUGUUCAUUACAGGUAUUAUUAUCUAAUUUCUCCUGGGGGAUAAAUAAAGUUCUUCUCAUCUCAUCUUAUCUUAUCUCAUCUCAUGUUAAGAGUUGUUUUGCUUCUAUCUUUAGAGUAGAGUAGGUAGUCUGCUCUGAGUUUCAGGUUUUUUCUUUAUUAGCUUUGAGUUCUCCGAUUGGCUGGCUACUUAAAUGUACUCUGGGAGUUUUAGUUCACUGUUUUUUUUUGUUUGUUGUUUUUUUCAGAUUAUUACAAACAGAUUUUACAGAAACAUUUGGAGCUAAAGGUAACAAAAAAAUCACUCCUUACUGUCAUGGUGUCGCCUUUUGGACAUUAAAGGAAGUGACAUCAUCACUCACCAGAAAGCAGCUAAUAGGUCAAAGCUCUGACUGUGUUUUUUCAGACCUGCAGAGUGACGGAGACGCUUGGAGGAAUGAGAAACAAACGAUAUGCCAUCAACCCUGUGGGUCACAAGUGGACUCACCACAACCUCACAUACAGGUGAACACACAGGUGAUAAACAGGUGAUUACACUGGUGAUAAACAGGUGAACACACAGGUGAUAUACAGUCACACUUAAAGAUUGACAUACAAGUGAAUUCACAGGUGAUAUAUGGGUAAACUUUUAGUUAGGUAGUAGGUGACAUACAGAUAUACAAACAGGUAAUGUACAGGUAAAACACAUACAGACAUAUUAAGUAAAGAGAAACUUGUGAGGAUAGGUAGACAAACAGAGAGAAACAGGUCAAAUGGAAAUACACAGGUGAAACACAGGUAACACAAAGGUAGUCAUACAGGUGAAAAAACAAAGGUUAACCACAGGUCAACAUACAGAAAUUACACAGGUAAAAGGUAGGUAAACAGGUUACAUCAGGGCAAAAGAGGUAAAGAUUCAGGUUAACGUACCAUUUAAGACAGAUUAAAUACAGGUCAAACACACAAAUCAACUCUCAGGUUAAACACAAGUAGACUUGCAGGCUCACCAAUUGAUAAACACGUGACAUACCUACAGAUUACAGCUCAACAAACAGGUAAAAUACAAGUAAAAACAGCUUUCUAAAAAGUUUGAAAACAACCACUAUAUCAUACUGCUAAUAUGGUGUCGAUGUGACUAGUAGAUUAACUACAGGUAAGAUUACAGGUUACAUACAGGUAAGCAAAAAGGUAAAAUUGAGUUAAGGCAAAGGUACAAUACACAGGUGAUAAUACAGGUAAAUAUUUGGGGAUGAUAAUUUUGGUAAAUAUACAGGUAAUAAUACAGCUAAAUAUACAGGUAAUAAUACAGGUAAAUAUACAGCAGAAAAUGUAGUAAAUAUACGGGUGAUAUACUGGUGAACUUUGCAGUAAAUUUGUGGUUGACAUGCUAGUUUGUAUCUUGUUGAACAUUUAGGUUUGUGUUUAGGUGCCAUACAGGUAAUAUACAAAUUUUACGACUGAAUGUUCAUGCAGAGGUAAUAAAUAGUUGACACACUAAUAUCAAACAGUCAAUAACAAACAUAUCAAUGCUAAGGUCAUUUAGAGGCAUGUAAAGGUAUCAGCCAGGUGAAUGUACAGGUAGCAGAAGUUUAUGUUGCAGAUUUGUGUCUGAUCCAUUGGUAGAGUUCAGUGAGGUUUAUCCAGGUAGAGUUUGUUGGUAAAGGUGAGAAGGUGAGAUUGAGUACAGCACCACAAAGACACACCAGGAGCUGCCGAAAUCAGCUGAUUGAGCUCCCCCCAAAUCUCUCUGAUUGGCAGUCUGCCUGUUGCAGUUGGGGCUUUUAUCCUGAGCUGUGCCUUUCAGGACGUGAGCCACUCAGCAGUCCUGUGCCUGACAGACUCUACAAAGGGAAUGAGAAACCUUAGUAAGGAUAAAAGAUGACAAGACGUGUCUCACUCUCUGCGUGCCUGUCUGUGUGGAUGUCCAUCUGUCUGUCUGUCUGUCUGUCCAUCUGUGUGUCUGACUGUGUGUCUAUCUUUGUGUCUCUCUGUGUGUCUGUAUGUCUUUUUCAGGAUCACUAAGUUUCCAAACACUCUGAACAUUGAGGACACGAGGAAGGCCAUCAGUAUCGCCUUUACUAAGUGGAGUGAUGUGUCUCCUUUGACAUUUACUGAGGUCACAGGUGUUAACGCCACUGCUGACAUCACCAUCGGUACGUUACUGAGCCACAGAUGAGAAGAGGCAGGGCUUAAACCUGAGCACAGAGACUUGGUCAGAGUCAUGUUUUUUUUUUUUGUGUGUGUGUAUGUGUCUCAGGCUUCUACACCUUUAACCACACUGACUGCUGGUGGUCUCCUCUCCAUCCGUGUUUUGAUGGUCUGAAUGGCGAGCUGGCGCAUGCCUUUCUGCCACCGCGUGGAGAGAUCCACUUUGAUAACCAUGAGUUCUGGAUCCUGGGGAAGUCUAGAUUUAGCUGGAAACAAGGUACCGACUUUGUUAGUCUGCAGGGUGCUGUGGGCGGGGUCAAUGUAUGUGUAAAUCAGGUGUUGUCAUAUGACCUGCAGGUGUGUGGCUGAACGACCUUGUCCAGGUAGCUGCUCAUGAGAUAGGCCAUGCCCUUGGCCUGUGGCACUCUAGAGAUCCUCAGGCUCUUAUGCACCCCAAUGCCACCUACACAGGCCAGAGGAACAUCGGCCAGGAUGAUGUAUGGGGCAUCCAGAGACUCUACGGUACAGAGCAAAGGGGCAGAGCUUAGAGAGGGUUUGAGCAUCCUGAGACUCCAUAGUCAAAUUAAAGGAGCUUUAUGAAGGGAUGGGAAUUGAAAACCGGUUCUUGUUGAGACCCGGUUCCUAAUGGUUGGAUCCAUUGACAUCAUUUACAUUUUAUUCUUAACGAUUCCCUCAACGAUUCCUUUCUUCCAGGUGCCUUGAAAAACAGUCCUGCAACUAUGGAAGCAAAUUUGUAUCAUAAUUCAAAUGAAAAUAGAUUAACAGAAAUGCAUUUGCAUUUUCAGAAUGUACCUGCACUUCUUGACUCAUAAAUAAAAUUAAAAAAUAAAUAAUUUGAACUGCAAUUGCUUUUUCUUUUUCAAGACUUAAUUCAAAUGUAAAUGAAAAAGUCAUCUGAGAUUUAAUUUUCAAAAUAUGCCCCAGCAAAUAUGAACCAAAACUCAAUUCAAAAUGUCAAAUCUGAAGAUUCAAAUGCAUUUGCAGUAUGGCUUUUUCAUUCCAUAGUCAAAACUGCAUAAUUUAACUCAGAAAUUAAAUUAAGAAUAAAUUAUACAAACUGCAUUUUCAUUUUCUUAUUUGAGCUGCACACUUCGUAACACAAUUCAAAAGAGAAACCAAACAGGCAAUAAUUUUGACCGGGUGGCAGUGCUCUCUGUGGCCCAAACGUUCUCACCGUGCUGGGCAGGAGCUCUGGCAAAUACGUGGCAUUAGCUCUGGAGCCUCCUGCUAGCUAGCCUGUCACAUAGUUUAAAUAAAUGUUUUAAGGUGAAGUAAAUUUGAACUUGCGCAGUUCGGAUAGCGACAAGCGGACAUGAAAAUAAAAAAGCAAUUGCUUUUUUAUUGUUUGUUUGGUUUCUCUUUUAAAUUGUGUUACGAAAUGUGCAGUUCAAAUAAGAAAAUGAAAUGCAGUUUGUAUAAUUUAUUCUUAAUUUUAUUUCUGAGUUAAAUUAUGCAGUUUUGACUUUGGAAUGAAAAAGCCAUACUGCAAAUGCAUCUUGCAUACAUUUUGAAUUGAGUUUUGGUUCAUAUUUUCUCUGGCAUAUUUUGAAAUCUCAAAUGGCUUUUUCAUUUACAUUUGAAUUAAGUUACAGAAUGAUCAAUUUUGAAAAAGAAAAAGCAAGUGCAGUUAAAAUUAUUUAUUUUUAACUUUAUUUAUGAGUCAAGCAGUGCAGGUACAUUCUGAAAAUGCAAAUGCAUUUCUGUUAAUCUAUUUUCAUUUGAAUUAUGAUACAAAUUUGCUUCCAUAUGUGACAGCCAGUUUACGCAAACGAGAACAGAGACAAAGAAAAAAACAGUGGACAGUACAAAAAGUAGGCAGAAACAAUCUAAAGUGUGGCUUAAGUGUACUAAGAAAGAAGACAACAGUGCAAUGUUUGUUGAGCAGUGAUAACAUGCAAAGGUGGAAACAUCAGCAACAUGCUUAACAUUUGUCAACUGGGCACAGCAUCAAAUAUAAGAAGUCACAUGUAUUUGAGUCUCUCCGCCGGUCGUCAGCUGUUGCAGCUCUGUCUCAGCACGGCAUGGAAGGUACGUAUGUUAGGGUGACCAUACGUCCUCUUUUACCAGGACAUGUCCUCUUUAGGGGAAGUUUAUAAAAUCCGUCAAAUGUCUGGACUAUGUAUUCAUUCAUUAUAAAACAGUGCAGCGCAUCAGUGCUGUCUGCAGCUGUCCCUCCGCUCACUUCUAAGCAAAGCCACUGACGUGACACAUGCACUCGCUGUCGUUGGGAUUUCAGAAUAUGCCUGUAUCUGAGUUAGAAGCGCAUAAAAAACACUCAAAACUUCGCACACAACUCCACCCUGUGUAGUAGUGUCCUCUUUUUGGGGAUUCAGAAUAUGGUCACCCUAACGUAUGUCCUGUGUUAACAUAAACACAAUGCAUGCCAGACUUAACAACGUAUUAUGUAUUUGACUUAAUACUGACCAAAGUUGAUUCUGUACAAAUAGUUUGUCAUUUGAUUAUUUUUAGACUCUCACUGAACAUGGUUUAGAUUUUUUUUUCUGUUAUCAGAGACUCAAUAAAAUUUUGAGUUGUACUGUGAAAACCUAUAGUCUAUUUGUUUUAAAUCAAAGAAAGGCAUUGAUAAGGGAAUCUUUAAAGACUUGAAUCAAUGUGCAAAAUCGAUAAUGGCAUCAAUAUCAAUAAAAUCUUAUCAAUUCCCACACCCAGCUUCAUGUCGCUGCCUGUAGUGAUAAGUUGGUGCUGAAAGUUCCUCUUUGUGAUCCGCUACUGUGUGUCUUUUUUAUUAUGAGUGUGUUUAUGUAGGUGUGUGAGUACACCCUUCACAUUUCUGCAAAUAUUUAAUUAUAUCUUUUCAUGGGAUAACACUAACGAAAUGACUCUUUGAUACAAUAUACAGUAGUCAGUGUACAGCUUGUGUAACAGUGUAAAUUUAUCGUUUCCUCAAAAUAACUCAACACAGAGCCAUUAAUGUAUACACCCCUUGCAACAAAAGUGAAUAAAAUGUCAACACCACUGAAUGAAAAUGUCCAAAUAAGGCCCCAAGGGUCAGUAUUUUGUGCGCACCGCCUUAACCCUCUUGGGUAUGGAGUUCAUCGGAGCUUCACAGGUUGCCACUGGAAUCCUCUUUCACUCCUCCAGGAUGCCCCACAUAUCCUGUGAUCUGAUGACACCAAGAUAAACUUUUUUAGUUCAGACGGUGUACAGAGUAUGUGGCGGUAACCAGGUGAGGAUUAUUGAAAUAAGUGUGUCCUUCCUAUAGUUGAGCAUGGUGGUGGGAGUGUCAUGGUCUGGGGCUGCAUGAGUGCUGCUGGCACUACAGGGCUGCAGUUCAUUGAGGGAGUUAUGAAUGCCACCAUGUACUGUGACAAACUAAAGCAGGGGAUCAUGCUCCUUCACCUACCCUACCCACCAGGAACAAUCCUGAUUCUGCGGAGAGCAAUUCUUGAUUCCGCGGAGAUCCGCGGCUUGAAAGUUGAGAUUCUGCAGACAUUAAAAAACCAACCUGAAAUUUUCAGUUCUGAAGCAAACAUAUUUUUUCAUGUCAAAAUAAAGAAAAAAAUAUUUUAUGAAAUAAAUUGCAAAACCAAAACACUAUGAAACGCUCUUAUAAAUAAUCAAUCAACAUCAAUAUUCUCUUUGUCCACCUUGUGCAGAUUUAUUUGCAGCAACUUUAGGAAUAAUAUAGUGCAUAUUAUACUGUCACAAAAUGGAGCAACAGUCAGAUAAUAAAUGUAAACAAAUACAAGUGCAGAAUAUUUCACCAAACUAUCAUGGGUGAUGGCUUAGGAACACAAAUGCCUGGAGCUGUGAUUCUCACACACAAAAGAAAUACAGCUUUACUGCUGGCGUCGGAGGAUUUUGUCAGAGAAAGUGCUCCAUUUUGAGUGUAGCUGGAGCUGCUCGCUGUCGCCCAUCAUACGCUGUGUUUUUUGCUCCAUUAAAAAUAUGCCAUCCACUCUACAGCCCGCCUUUCCAUCUGGGAUCCUCCUCACACACACACCAGAUCGCGCAAGCAACCAGGCGACGCCAAACGUUUCGCAUUCGGCUGUGAGUUCCCAUUCCCGUCUAUCUGACCGCGUCACCGAGCGGCCAAGAUGAAAACUACAUGUAAAAUAUAAUAAUCUGCACCUCGCCUUUUUUUCCGCGUACUACUUUAAUUUCCACUGGAAUUUGAAAUCUGCGAUAAUUUCCGCAAUCGCGGAUUCCUGGAGGGUCUAGUAAGAUCUUUAAAAUCCUCUCAGCUCUGUGAAGUCAUCCUGGAGGAGUAAAAGAGGAUUCCAGUGGCAACCUGAUAAGCUCUGGUGAACUCCAUGCCAAGAGGGUUAAGGCAGUGCUGGAUAAUAAUGGUGGCCACACAAAAUAUUGACACUUUGGGCCUUAUUUGGACAUUUUCACUUAGUGGUGUACAGGCAGCUCUCGGUCUUUAAAGUCCCAACACCAGGUGAGUCUGAAUGUCCAUCAGUGACUUCACCUGGGCAGCUAUGGGAAGACAAAAGGGGGAAAACACACACACACACACACACAGCCGUAACAAUGUGUGUGUGUAUAUAUAUAUGUAUAUUUGCACAUGUGGAAAUGAACUUUUUUUUUUUUUGGGCAAAUAAUCAUUAACUUAAGAAUUUGAUGGCAGCAACACGUGACACAGAAGUUGGGAAAGGUGGUAAAAAAUACUGAGAAAUUUAAGGAAUGCUUAUCAAAUACCUAUUUGGAACAUCCCACAGGUGAGCAGGCCAAUUGGGAACAAGUGGGUGCCAUGAUUGGGUGUAAAAGCAGUUUCCCUAAAAAUUCUCAGUCAUUCACAAGCAAGAAUGGGGCGAGGUUCACCACUUUGUGAACAACUGUGUGAGCAAAUAGUCGAACAGUUUAGGAACAACAUUUGCCCACAUCCAAGUACAAUUGCAAGGAAUUUAGGGAUUUUAACAUCUAAAUAUCAUCAAAAGGUUCAGAGAAUCUGGAGAAAUCACUGCACCUAAGUGGCAGAGCCGGAAACCAACAUUGAAUGCCCGUGACCUUGUAUAUGUAUAUGCAUAUGUAUAUAAAUAUAUGUAUGUGCAUACAUAUAUAUAUGUGUGUGUGUGUGUGUGUGUGUGUGUGUGUGUGUGUGUGUGUGUGUGUGUGUGUCUGUUUCUGUAUUUUAUGUUUUAUAUUUUCAUAUACCUGUGUUUUUAUGCAGGCUGUCUAGAUAAGAAGCGUGUGUGUGACCCAUGGGCUCGUCUAGGUUUCUGUGAGCGCAGGAAAACAUUCAUGAAGAAGAACUGUCCUCAGCGCUGCGACCUCUGUUACGGUGAGUUGGCACCCUCAGCAUGCCAUCACCUCCAGCAUCACCAAUCACAGUCCAGUCAGGGUCAGCUUUUUCAAACAGUAAUUGAUCUUCUGUCCAAGUCCUCACUCACCACCUUGUCUAACUUCCUGUCCUCCAGAGCCUCUGGAAGCCAUUACCACACCAACACCGCCUCCUGCCAAUGUCAAGGUGAAGAUGGUCCCCCGGGGGAAGGUGGUUGGUUUUCGCUGUGGAACCAAAAACCCACGCUCGCCGCCCAAAGUCAGGCAAGUUUAAUCCCGAAUCUGAUGUUAACAGUUAAGUGUUGCCUCUGAAUCAAUGCUCUGUGGUAUAUUACAUUUUGGUGAACUGCCAACCCUGCUUACACCAGUGCAGUAGUCACCUUUUCACAGUCUUUCCUGUAUAGAAAUUCUGUUAAAUCACCUGUCACUCUUUUAUGUGACAUGGUGUCUUGCAGCUUUUGUUGAGCAAAACUUGAUGGUCUGAGGUUAUUCAGCCUUAACUGAAUUCACUGUGCCGCUACUUAUCACUUAGAGUACAUACUGUAUGUCAAUCUCAAGGCCUGCGAGCCAGGUCCAGCCUGCGAUAUAAUUAUCUUUGGCCCGCAUGAUAAUAUCUGAUCACUAUUAGAGCUGGCCCGCACGUGUCGCUAAUACACUACAAAUCCUCAAUGAACUGCCAACGUGUUCCCAGGUUAUUUGAGAGCCCUCAAGCGCGAGUCGUCAUUAUAAAACAGUGCAGCCCAUCAGUGCUUUCUGCUGCUCUGCCCCGCUGCUCAGUUCUAAGCAAAGCCACUGACGAGACGCAGUCUGCCAGUGAGCAAAAGAAAAGGGAGAAAUAUUUGUAUCCGACUGAUAAUUUUGUUGAGGAGAAAUGCUUUAGAUAAAUGAAUAUAUUGUUUAUUAACACAACUUUGUGUGAGUAUUUUUCAGUGUCUCCAAGAGGCCUGGUUAAGUGUUUUUUUGGGAAUUCAAAAUAUGCAUUUAACUGAGUUAGAAGCACGUAAAAAACACUCGAACCCAGGGGCGUCACUAGACCUAAUACUGUACUGGGGCACACCUGGGGCACAAAAAAUUCAUGAGAGCGUGCAAAGUGCGCAAGAAAAAAAACAUAUUCAGCACUUAUUUAUCAUAAAAAACAUUAGUUCUUUAAACUAUUCAAUCAUAUCAGACUAUGUUGUUGUCUAGAUCUUUGAAUUACUACCUGAAAUGUACAGCGGUAAUGCAUUUGGCCUACUUGUGCACUUUACUCUAUACUUCUAAACCAUUACUGAUAAAAGCAAAAAGGAAGAGCAAUGAAUCUUUUUGAAAUAUUUAUUUUAGUUAACAUCUGAAAAUUGAACAUUUACAAAAGUAAAAACAUUAAAAAAAAAAAAUCAUCCCUACAUCUCUGGGGUUUUUUAUUUCCAUUGUAGAAGAUGAAUGAACAACUGUUUUGUGUCUCUUCAGGGAAUCAUUUUUUGGAAAGUAAACUGUAACGUCUUGUUUUCAUUUUUGCAAAGUGGUCAAUCACUUGGCUGUGGCUUAACUUAGAAAGUUCCUCACUCUCCACUGACAUGAUGGCAAGAUGGUGAAGCCUAUCCUGCCCCAUUGUGCUUCUCAGCCAAGUGUGGAGCUGUCUCAGCACACUGAACGUCCGUUCACAAGUGAAGCUGGACACUGGGAUGGUCAGAGAGAUCUGAAUGACCUCUGUCAAGAUUGGGAACAUGGCUUGAUCCAGCAAGCUGAAAAGACAUUGCAUGACUGUGAUUGGAAGGCUCUCCCGCUUUCUGGCCAGAUAGUUUGUGGCCAUUAACACCUCUUCAGGUUUUAGAUCAACAUUGUAAUGAUCUGCCAGACCUCUGAGGUCCUCCUCACAGAGGAAGUUGUCAGAUCCUGGAUUACAGGCCUGAACACCUUUUAUAACUUGGCUGUUGAGAGUUGAAAAACGCUGAUCCAUCUCAGCAACCAUCCUGUCAAGGCAAGGUAGAUACAAGUUUGCUUUCAAUUUCUCUGCAUCACCUAGGUCACUCACUGCCCCACAACUAGAGUCCACUACAUAGUCCUCCAUGCGUUUUUGCUUCUGCCUUUGUGUGGUAACAGCACAUGACUCUGGGAUCUGGUUGGCUGCACAGUAGGUCUUUGCUCUGUCAUAAAGCUCAGCAGCCUUCUCAUCUGUGCGCAUAUCUUUUAGAGUUUGCAGAUAUUUGUGUAGGUUUUCAGUCACAGACAAAAAAGUCUUGAACAUCAUCAACAGAUACACUGUGGAGAACCUAGCAAGUUUGACAUGGAGCCCCACUGCCAUAGGGUUGUUGAUGCUGGAUAGGCACUGAAGCACUGCAGGGAGAUUGUCUAACAUAGCAUUCACAGAACGCAACUGGCACGACCAGCGCAUCUUAGACAGUUGCACAAGUUAAGAUGGCUGUUAGCCUAGCUGCUUUUGAGUCUCCUUGAAUUUGUGAUGGUUAACAACAGAGACAGAGAAGAAUGUGUACACACUCUGUAGCAGGUCAAAUAAAUCCUUGGCCUCAGGUAUGGCUUGGCAGGUGAAACACAGGACUAGAUUAAGUUGAUGUGCAUAGCAGUGCACAUAAAUGGCCAUGGGAUGAUUCUCUCUGAACUUAGAUUGGACCCCUCCAACUGUCCCACUCAUUACCGAUGCACAAAAAAAUAUAAUUUGCAGCUGUGUAUAUAGAGUACAAGAUUCAAGCAUUGAACACUUUAAGGAUAGUAUGGAGGUGUUAUUUUCCAAUACUAACCAGAAGGUGACAUUCAUCUGUGGAGAUUAUAACAUAGACCUAUUGAAUCCCCAUAAUCAUAAAAUGAUAGAGGAGUUCAUUAACACAAUGUAUAGUUUAAGUUUAUAUCCGUUGAUCACCAAACCAAGUAGGAUAACAGUGCAAAGUGCCACAAUAAUAGAUAAUAUAUUUACAAAUUACAUGAACAACGCUUUAGUUAGUGGGUUGCUCAUAAAAGACAUCAGUGACCAUCUGCCAGUUUUUGUGAUCUAUGGCUGUAACUAUGCGAAAGGAGAAGAGGAAAAUACAGUUAUAUAUAGAAGAAAAAGAACAGAGCAGCAAAUUAAUGCAUUUAGAAGAGAUUUACUAGCACAAAACUGGAGUAAUCUCUAUGAAGAAAGGGAUAUUGACAAAGCCUAUGAAAUAUUUCUUGAGACCUUUAAGGCGUUAUACAACAAAAACUGUCCAAUGAAAAAAUAUAAUGUCAGGAAAAAACAUAUUGGCAGCCCAUGGAUCACAAAAGGUCACCCUCUAUACACCCUCUAUAAACAAUUUUUAAGGCAAAGAACUGCAGAGGCUGAACAUAAAUAUAAGAAAUAUAAAAAUAAAUUAAUUAAUAUUAUGAGGACAUGCAAAAAAGAAUAUUAUGCCAAAUUAUUAGAGAAUAGUAAAAACAAUAUUAAAGGUGUCUGGAAAAUAUUAAAUGGUAUUAUCAGAAAUGGCUCAAAUAAUAGGAGAUACCCUGAAUAUUUUAUUGACAAUGAUACUUCCUUAAGUAACAUGAAUGAUGUGGUUACUGGCUUUAACAAAUUCUUUGUAAAUGUAGGACCGAACUUGGCUGAGGAAAUAAAGGCCACGUGUAAUGGUGGGGAUCCUGAGGGGAAUAUUGUUCGUAAUGUCAACUCAAUGUACUUAAAUGGCAUAGAAGGAAAAGAAAUCAAAGACAUUGUCAGCAAGUGUAAGAAUAAAUCAUCAUCAGAUUGGAAUGGCAUUGACAUGAUCUUGAUUAAGAAAGUAAUUGAUUCCAUUAUACAACCACUAACAUACAUCUUUAAUUUAUCUUUGACAACUGGCUCAUUUCCACAGAAAAUUAAAGUUGCCAAAGUUAUUCCGAUAUAUAAAGCUGGGGAGAAACAUCAUUUCACCAAUUAUAGGCCAAUAUCCUUGCUUUGCCAAUUUUCCAAAAUACUGGAAAAAUUAUUUGUUGUGAGGCUAAAUCAUUUCAUUGAAAGUCAAAAAAUUCUAACUGACAGUCAGUAUGGCUUCAGAGCAAAAAGCUCAACAGCAAUGGCACUUAUGGAAUUGACAGAGGAAAUUACAAACUGUAUUGACACCAACAAAUAUGUCAUAGGAAUAUUUAUAGAUUUGAAAAAAGCCUUUGACACCAUUAAUCAUGAAAUACUAUUUAAAAAAAUCGAAAGGUACGGUAUAAGGGGAGUUGCAUUAAAUUGGUUGAAAAGUUACAUGCAUGAAAGGCAGCAGUUUGUACAGAUGGGUGACUAUAAAUCAUCAUUGGCUGACAUUACUUGUGGUGUUCCACAGGGGUCAGUAUUAGGCCCAAUAUUGUUUAUUCUUUACAUCAAUGACAUCUGUAGUGUGUCAAAUGUGUUGAAAUUUGUUUUAUUUGCGGAUGAUACAAAUGUAUUAUGUUCAGGGGAAAAUCUCCAGCAGCUUUUGGAGGUCACCACCACAGAAAUGAGUAAAUUAAAACAUUGGUUUGAUAUAAACAAAUUAUUAUUGAAUUUGAAUAAAACCAAGCUCAUGUUAUUUGGAAACCGUAAAACAGACACACCAGUACAAAUGAUGAUAGAUAAUGUUAACAUUGAAAGAGUAUAUGAAAAUAAAUUUCUGGGUGUAAUACUGAACCACAGAAUCUGCUGGAAACCCCAUAUAAAUUAUGUAAGAACAAAAGUCGCACGGAGCAUCGCAGUCCUGGGAAAAACAAAACACAUUUUGGACCGUAAAGCACUUCAUAUAUUAUAUUGCUCACUUGUACUGCCAUAUAUCAACUACUGUCUAGAAAUUUGGGGUCAUACUUAUAAAAGUAAUCUAAAACCAUUAUGUAGUUUCCAAAAAAGAGCCAUUAGAAUUGUUAACAAGGUAGGAUACCUGGAUCACACAAACAUACUGUUUUUACAAUCACAUGUUAUGAAGCUCAUGGACCUUGUUGAAUACAAAACUGCACUGAUUAUGUUUAGAGCAAGACACAGGCUUUUGCCAGGUAAUAUACAAAAGAUGUUCAGUGAUAAAGAGGGGGGUUACAAUUUGAGACGAGAGCUUAAUUUCAAGGUACAUUUUGCUGGUUCAACAUUGAAAACGAUGUGCAUUUCAGUUGUGGAGUGAGUUUGUGGAAUCGACUGAGCAUGGAGGUUCAGCGAAGUCCAAACCUGAAUAAUUACAAGAAGGCAUAUAAAAAUAUUAUUUUCAAGAGGUAUUCAGAUGAGGAGGGUCUGUGUUGACCUAUUGAGUCAACACAGCCCUGUUUUCAGUUUUCAAUGGGUUGGUCUGAAUAAUUUUAUCCCUGAUACUACUGCAGUCAUUUAAACUAUUGUAUAUGCAGUAAAGAAAUUUGUGUUGGCAAAAGGGGGGUAGGAGCUCGAUAAGUUUUAAACUUCAUCCUACUCCUUUUCGGACAUUGUUGUUGGUUUUCUUUUCUUCCUGAUUUGUAUUUUAUUGUCUUAUUUGAUUAAAUAAUGUUCGAAAUAAAAUAAAAAGAAAAAAGAAAGAGAAAAAAAGACCAUCGUAAGCCUGCGCGACCACCCUCACAUGAUCUAUGCCUUUUAAUCUUAGCUGUUCUUCAGUUGCAGCAGUUACAGACUCUGCAUCAAAUCCUUUCAGUUCCGGCAUAGCCAGCAAAUGCUCCUUUACACUCCCUUUAGCUACAUAACGGACACAUACAGCUAGCUGCUCAGUGCUGCCAUCUCUAGCCUCAUCUGCCAUGACUGAAAACAUUCCUGCGUCUUUUAUUUCAUAAACAAUAGUUGCAACUAUCUCUUGAGUGCAGCACUGAAUGACUUCAUUUUGGGAUGAAGGUGAUAGAUAUGUACAGUGUGAUGGAGCUGAAUAGGACUGCAGAAAAGGAUCAAACUCUUUCAGGAGAUUAAUACACUCGAGAAAGUUUCCUUGGUUGUCGCUGGAGAUGACCUCAUCAUGGCCACGAAAUGGAAUGUUUUGUUUACCCAAAAACUUUGUAACAGCCACCACCCGGCUGAGGUACUCACGUCUCUCUUUGAUUUCUUUCUCAUUUGCUGAGACUAACUGUUCAACAACACUACAGUGAGCUGCACUGCAUUUAUAGCCAUGCCAGGAGAGCAUGCUUGCCUUAUGGGCAGGUGAUUUCUCAUGCUCUCUACAAAGAUCCAGAGCAUUUUUCCAGUUCUGUAGGCCAGUGUUUACAAAGAUGUCAUGCUUCAAUUGUUUGCCAAAAAUCCUAAAAGAAAAACAAAAGGCUGCAUCUUUAGAUUUGGAGUAUUCCAACCACAUAAAGCUUUCAAACUACUUGGCAUUAAAGGAUCGCUUCUUUACACCAAAGUUUGACUGGGGAUAUUGUGACAAGUUUACUUGGUUUAGGCCAGAAUCCUUUCCCCCUAGAUCACAUGUCCCUCAACAUUGUGGACACUGCUUUUCGGCCUUGCCCCCAGUCUGAUGUUUUCUGCCACUGUGGCAACUGCUUUCUCAGUCUCAUCUCUAGGGUGUGGUCUCUCCUGGCUGUCUGUCUCUUGCUGCCCUUCCUCCUCUCUCUCUUUUUCCCCUGAUUCAGCCAGCUCAAUUUCUCCUACACUCUGCUUCUCCUGCCUGGUCCAACAUACAAAAAAUUGAAUAUGAUUAACUGUCGCCUCAGAUAACCUUUACAACUAACAUUUAUCAAAUCUGCAAGUGGGGUAGUUUACACUAAAUAACUAUCAUCUCUCUGCCUCUGCACUCCGCUCACCUUAGUUUGAAGCAACAUGAAAAUAUUAUUUUUUUGCUGUACAAAUAUGUACAUAGCUUAAAGUCUCCUAUCUGCAUUUUAUAUGAUCUUCAGUUUUCACAUGGGAUUAUAAGAAUAGUGAAAGCUGCUCUGUUUACAAAGUUAUCCCACCCUUCCAGUUCCUUGUGACAAAAAAGUCACCUGACCAAAAAGCAUUCAGUAAGAAACUGGCAGGUUAUUUGUUUUCCAAAAAAUUGUUUUUUGUUUUUCCUCAUAUGGGAGGUUUUGUAUUUCUGCCAUCGAUAUUCAAAAUCAAAUGACUCAGAGGCAAAAAAGAAAAAAAAACAUGAUUGGGACAUUAUUCAUUGAUAGUCAACUCACCUCCGCUCUUGCUCAUCAACUUUCAUCUCUCCCUCACCUCUUCCAGCACUCUGUUGUUCCACUUUGUUUGGACAGACAUGAAAAUAUAUAUAUAUAUAAAAUGUUUUUCUUCUUGAAGAUAGGCCAUUUGAGAACCACUGCACCAUCCAUAGGCUAUAUCUGUCAACUAUCACAAGCUUACUCAAAAUCAUCAUUGAUGCAGAGGUCCUGAGCAGAACCAGCAGACCAUAACCAACAUUAUGUUUCAUGCUGAUGAAACUCACUGGAAAUUCCCCCCACAGCUGUAUAGCAAAUUAAUAUGGUUGUCUUGAUACAAGGAAUAACUUUAGCUAACUUAGCAUUAAUUUAAGACAGACUUAUGUUGCCUAGCUAGCUAGGACUUCACUUACCUCUCUCAUUCCUCGCUGCUUUAUCCCUGCUGCGGGCGAAUAACUUUCUGAUAUCCAUCUAGGAGUUACAGUUCCAGUCAAAUCAAUAUCAAAAUAAUAUAUUUUACAAGUUGUUGUCGGCUAACGUUACCUACCUCACUCAGUGAUUCUCAUCGGCUUCCUCUCUCUCUCUCUCUCUCUCUCUCUCUCUCUCUCUCGCUCUCUCGACUUCGAGUUGACAUGGAAGUAUUAUCAACCGAAGUCGCUACACGUGAAUAAAUUACCAUGUUAAUUAGCCAUGUGCGUAUUGUUUAUGUGGAGUGAAUACAGUAGCACUGAAUUACCAUACUAAAUAGUAUGUGCGCUGUAGUCGAUGCUAUGUAGACUUAAAACUCUGAAGGUAUUUUUUUUUUAUUGGUGAAAUUUUCACUCGGGCACUGCAGAUCAAUACUGGGGCACGUGCCCGAGUGAAAACUGUCUGGCGACGCCGCUGCUCAAGCCCAACCUAAAACACCCUCAAAAUUUAGUGUCCUCUUUUUGGGGAUUCAGAAUAUGGUCACCCUAAUAUAACUCAAGAAGACACUAUGAAACAAAACACCAAAACAGGUAACAUCUGGAUCUGCAAAAAAGGCAGCAAAAGGCUGCUACAGGACAUAUUGGUUUUUCUCACAAGUAAAAAAAAUUUGGGAUCUUGUUGGCCUGUAGAAAAAGUAGAAAGAGUUAAAAAUUAAUCCAGAAAAGUUGCAGAAAGAGCUUUAGAAAUAAAAUACAUGUUUUUUCUUCAAUUUAAUGUUUAAUGUUGUUGUUUUUAGGUACAAACUGACUUAUAAGCUUUGUUAGUUCCAGGUUCAAGUAUCGACUACUGUGCAUCACAGAGUGGCAAGCUGAGCUUUAAUGCAUGCUUCAUUUUUGCACUUUUUUUCUUGCUGCUACAGACAUUUAAUUUUUCUCUGAAUUAUCUUUUUGCCCGUUGUUGGCCUGUGGGGAAAUGUUUUAUUAGAAAUAACUAUGGAAAGCUCCAGAUAAAGAGUGAAUACACCAGAUUUUUUAAAGGUUUGAAAGCUUUGUUCAUUUCAGGUUCAGUUCAUGCAACAAGGUCAUUUGCAAGUUCUCAGGAAACAUUGAACCAGUCUAGCCCAUCACUUGGACAAGCUUUUUUUAAUUUUGGCCCACUGUGCAUUUGAGUUUGACACCCCUGACUUGGAGUGUUGUGUAGCGUUUGAGUGAAAACAAAACAACAUCAGAAAGCCAACUUCAUUUCUGUGUUUGAUGAAAAAUGGCAUAAACCUCAUUAGUGGAUGGUCCUGAUUUGUACAUGUACAUAUGAUGCAAUUAUUUUAUGUAAAAACUAUCUUGUAAAUAGGCAAAUAUGGUGAUUUGCUAUUUGGUCAUUUUUGACUGGACACAUAGGCAGAUAACAUGUUUAUACAGUGGACAAAAGCGGGUAAAAAUAUAAAAACCCAGAUACAGUCCCAAACUGUUGUUGUGACAGCCUGUAAACACUUUUAUUUCAGCUGUAAACAUUUUGGUGGAUAUGUUUGUCUUUGCUGUAAACAUGUUUGUAAACAUGUAAAUUUCAGCUGUAAACAUGUUUGUUUGGACUGACUCACUGUUGGACACAGCCUUUGGUGGACACUGGUGGACCUGACAUUAUGCAUGUUGCUGCUUGGUUGUUUUGAAGGUGGUUUAUUAAUGAAGUAUUUUUCUGGUUUAUCGAUCAUUUCUCAAACAUCAGGUAAUGUCUGUCAAGUUAAACACAUGUAUAAGUUUGGCAAGCUGUAGUUCAUGUCCAUCCUGAUUGUUAGUCUGUUCAAUCUCAGCAGUAGAAGAAGAAAAGCCUCAUACUUAAUGUCUGUCCUUCCAGCUGGUUCAAAGAUGACGAGCAGAUCCUCACCUCCAUCCCGGGGUACAUUGUUAUGAAGGACAGAGACCUCCGCAUUGUUGCCAAUGAGUUCAAUGAGGGCGUGUACACCUGCCGCAUCCACCGCCGGGGAGACAUUGUGUCAGCCAACUCUUGGGCCAUCCGCCUAAAACCAGAGCAGCCGUUCAACAGCUGAGGAAACUAAGGCGGGGAUGGAGAUGAGGACAAAAAACACAUCUAAAGGAAAGGACGGAGACAAGAUGGAGGACACCAGGGAUAAAAAACAAAACCAUAAGGGAUGAUGGGGUACAAACUGAUAAAAGCCCUGAGGUCGAACAGAACAUAUCAAAGACUCACACAAUCAAAGACAAGGACAAACAUGAAGACAGACAUGGAUGUGGGCAGACAUGUUUAUAGACAGAUAUGUAUUGACAGACGUGGAUGUGGACAGACGUGUGUGGACAGACAUGUUUAUAAACAAAUAUGUAUGGACA
This is a messenger RNA of Xyrichtys novacula (pearly razorfish), 30502 nucleotides long. NCBI's taxonomy places the organism in Eukaryota, Metazoa, Chordata, Actinopteri, Labriformes, Labridae. The record is from the annotation of a GenBank genome assembly.